AUGAUAAGGAUAAAGAAUCAGUUUAAUAGAAUUGUAGCAACCACCAGUCAUGCGGGCACCGGCAGCUUCAAAAAAAUUGGCAAACUUGGAUUGAUUUUGUUUGCAUUUUUCAAUGUGGUGUUCAUAACUGGGUUGUUGUUAAGGUACUCCGAUAUUCCACUGACGGAGUGGUCCAAACUGCUCUUCGAGUCUUAUUUACCGCUGGGUUCAGACCUGGGUAACUCAGGCGUCAAGCCAGACACUCAAAAACCGUCUUCGAACGACAAUGUCGAGGCGGAAAGUAACUUGCUCUACAACCACAAGACUGGGGGAUUCGAUUUCGACCCCAGCGUACCAUACGACAAGCUAACCACACAGCAGAAGAUCCAGCACAAGUUGAAUGAGGUUGCAAAUGACAAGGACCAGUACUGGUUGGCCCAUACGGAGUUGACCGACUACGAGAUCCAAAUUGAUCCCAAGGAAUUCACCAAGGAAGCGUGCAAGGAGAAGGCUAAGCUUUUCUUCGACCCUAGAUUCACCUACACGGUGGUGUUGAACGAAAUUCAAAGACAAUUUGCUGAAAAGAACAAGAACAACGCCAGAUCCAAGGUCCAGGCCGUAGAAAUCCCGUUUGCCUGGUCCGAUUGGGCUGAUUUGACGGUGUUGAACCCAUACAUUGAGAACCAGGACGAUGAAGGGUGCGAGAUGUUGGCCAAAUCGUUCAACGAACCUACCAAGGACCCGGAGUACUGUGUUAAUGCUAACCAGGUGAGUGACAAAGAGUUGAAGGAAAAGAUUGGUUUACCAUCCAAGAAGUUUUUACCAGCGUUUUCCAUCAGAAGACCACCAAUGACUGUAGCCACCAACGAGAUCAGAAUUUUAGAAGGGAAGUCACACUUGUUGACCUAUGCCGCUAACCCUAUCAACGUCAUCUUCUUGACGAAGAACGGGGUCUACGAAGCAUACGUGAAAACCGACAAGAUUAAGGAAAGAAUCGUUGACUCAGACUUGUUUGAAAACUACAUGGCCCUGAGACAUCCCAACUACAAGGGAGAAGACAGGGAGUUGGUUACCUUGAAUCCAGUGGAAGAACUUGCUAACUUGGUUGAGACAAUCCCCUCUGAUACCAGUUCUGGCGAGGAUGUCUUUGGAAUGACCCAGUUGAUGCGUAGCAAGGAUGUUAACGCUUCCAGAGAGAUCAACAUCCCGCCAUCCGCUUUCAACUACCAGCAAGAUGCCAUCGAGAGACAAUUGAAGGAGUUCAAGCACCGUCUUGAUACGUUUGAAGCUACUCUUGAAACAGAUUUAGAGCUCGAUGAAACAGCUGAAGCGUUGACGCCUCACGAGAAGUUGUUCUACAAGUCCCUUCAAACAGUCAACCUGUAUGAUGCCAGAAACGAAUACACAUACUUCAAGAUGGCUAGAUUGAAGAGAGAUUCAACUAACCAGGAUGACGGAUACCAUUACGAGUGGAGAUUCUUCAACGGUGCGUUGAGAUAUGUUAAGCCAGGUUGGAAUGCCGACGAAAUGUUGAUCCGUGAGAAGAUUGUUUUGGACAGAAUCUUAAGAAACUGGUUCAGAUUUGCCAGUGAACGUGGAAUCUUAUCCUGGAUCGCUCAUGGUCCACUUCUUGCAUGGUACUGGGAUGGUGUUCUUUUCCCCUUUGAUGAAGACAUUGAUAUCCAACUCCCUGCAGUAGAGUUGGUGAGAUUCGCUAAGAACUACAACCAAACUCUUGUUGUGGAAGACGUUGCAGAAGGGUUCGGAAAGUUCUUUAUCGAUUGUAACACAUUCUUGCAUCACAGAGACAGAACAUACAGAGAAAACCAUAUUGAUGCAAGAUUCAUCGACGUUGAUACCGGAUCCUACAUUGAUAUUACUGGACUUGGUAUUAGUGAAGAAAAGGUUCCAGAGAGAUUCAAGGAAACCACACAAACUGCACAGGAAUUGGGAGAACCAAGACCUGUCUACAAUUGUAGAAACGCACAUUUCUAUUCCCAACAUCAAAUCAGUCCGUUACGCUUAAGUAGUGUUGCAGGAACACCAUUGUAUAUACCAAAUCGUCUUGAUGUAAUCUUAAAGGAUGAAUACCCCAGAGGGAUGACAUGGUACGAGUAUUACAACUUUUACUUUGUUGACAAAUUCAACUUGUGGUUACAUGUGGAUAAGAUGAAGAACAUUUUGCCAAAGGAUUUGAAUUUAAGAAACAAUAACGAUUGUAUUCGUGAGUUACAAGCACUCACUGACGAACAAGUUUUGAAGUUGAUUAAAGAGGACAAAAAUAUCUUGUUGGAAUACUACUUGACUAGAGAACAUACUACUAGACAUAGAGAGGAAAUGUCGUACCUCUUUGAGAACAAAAACGGUAAGGAAUCUACCAUUUCUCAAUUGGGUAAACAAAAACCAAGUAAAGAGAUUUCAGAGAAUCUAGACUAUAAUCGCCUCACAUCUACUUUCCAGUUUGGAAAUCCAAUGACACGUCCAUUGUACAACUUUGAAUACAUUGAUAGACAUAAGAAGAGUCAAAAAUCUUCCUAUAGCAAAUAA
Dujonia railenensis is the source of this 2526-nucleotide messenger RNA. The record is from the annotation of a GenBank genome assembly. NCBI's taxonomy places the organism in Eukaryota, Fungi, Ascomycota, Pichiomycetes, Serinales, Debaryomycetaceae.